Caretta caretta (loggerhead turtle) is the source of this 5834-nucleotide messenger RNA. RefSeq names its product signal transducer and activator of transcription 4 (gene STAT4). Gene Ontology annotation, molecular function: DNA binding; DNA-binding transcription factor activity. The record is from RefSeq and is a predicted model, not a curated record. NCBI's taxonomy places the organism in Eukaryota, Metazoa, Chordata, Testudines, Cheloniidae. Gene Ontology annotation, biological process: signal transduction; regulation of DNA-templated transcription.
AUGUCUCAGUGGAGUCAAGUCCAGCAGUUGGAAAUAAAGUUUUUGGAGCAGGUAGACCAGUUCUAUGAUGAUAACUUUCCCAUGGAAGUCCGACAUCUACUAGCACAGUGGAUAGAAAGCCAAGAUUGGGAGGUCGCUUCCAACAAUGAACCAAUGGCAACAAUCCUCUUACAGAACUUGUUAAUACAAUUGGAUGAACAGUUAGACCGUGUUUCUCAAGAAAAGAACCUCCUGUUGAUACACAACCUGAAAAGAAUCAGGAAACUUCUUCAGGGAAAAUAUCAUGGUAAUCCUAUGCACAUAGCAGUUAUUAUUUCAAACUGCUUAAGAGAAGAGAGAAGGAUAUUGGCUGCAGCCAGCAUGCCUGUACAGGGACCACUGGAAAAACAAUUGCAGAAUUCCAUAGUUUCAGAAAGACAAAGAAGUGUGGAGCACAAAGUGUCAGCCAUUAAGAACAGUGCCCAGAUGACAGAACAAGAUGUCAAAUACUUAGAAGAUUUGCAAGAGGAGUUUGACUUCAGGUAUAAAACAAUACAGAGCCUAGAGCAGGGUGACAAAAACAGCGUCCUGAUGAAACAGGAAAUGAUGAUGUUGCAGGAAAUGCUCAAUACCUUAGACUACAAAAGAAAGGAAGUCCUUAGCAAAAUGGCACAAGUAAUAAAUGAAAGUGAUGUCUUGAUGAACAACAUGCUGCUUGAAGAGCUUCUAGAUUGGAAGAGGCGCCAGCAAAUUGCCUGCAUUGGAGGUCCUCUACAUAGUGGGCUUGAUCAGCUCCAGAACUGUUUUACACUGCUGGCAGAGAGCCUAUUUCAAGUAAGAAGGCAACUGGAAAAAUUGGAUGAGCUGUUGACUAAACUGACUUAUGACGGAGAUCCUAUUCUACUGCAAAGGCCUCACCUGUUGGAAAGAGUCAACUUCUUGCUCUACCAUCUUUUCCGAAGUUCAUUUGUGAUUGAAAGGCAGCCCUGCAUGCCCACCCAUCCCCAGAGGCCAAUGGUACUUAAAACCUUAAUACAGUUCACUGUUAAACUAAGGCUGCUAAUUAAAUUGCCAGAGCUGAACUACCAGAUCAGAGUGAAAGCAACUAUUGACAAGAAUGUGUCAACUGUAAGUAAUCGCAGAUUUGUUCUAUGUGGCACUCAUGUCAAAGCUAUGAAUAUGGAUGAAUCUGCAAAUGGAAGUCUGUCUGUAGAAUUUAGACAUUUGCAACCCAAAGAAAUGAAAUCAAGUGCUGGAAGCAAAGGAAAUGAGGGCCCUCAGAUGGUAACUGAAGAGCUGCACUCCAUCAGCUUUGAAACACAGGUCUCCCUGUAUGGUCUGACUAUGGAUUUGGAGACAAGCUCUUUGCCUGUAGUGAUGAUUUCCAAUGUCAGUCAGCUACCUAAUGCUUGGGCUUCUAUUAUUUGGUACAACUUGUUGUCAAAGGAUUCUCAGAACCUGGCUUUCUUUAACAAUCCCCCCACUGCCACUCUGAGUCAACUCUUAGAAGUACUGAGCUGGCAGUUUUCAUCUUAUGUUGGUCGUGGACUCAAUUCUGAGCAGCUCAAUAUGCUGGCAGAGAAACUUAUGGGGCAACAGAUUAGUUACAAUGAUUAUCAACUGUCCUGGGCAAAGUUCUGCAAGGAACAUUUAUCUGGAAAGUCAUUUACCUUUUGGGUAUGGCUCGAAGCAAUACUGGACCUAAUUAAAAAACACAUUCUUCCUCUUUGGAUUGACGGGUAUAUAAUGGGAUUUGUGAGCAAGGAGAAGGAACGAGUUUUGCUCAGGGACAAAAUGCCUGGAACAUUUUUAUUAAGGUUUAGUGAAAGCAAUCUGGGAGGAAUUACCUUUACCUGGGUGGACCAGUCAGAAAAUGGAGAAGUAAGGUUCCACUCAGUGGAACCCUAUAAUAAAGGUCGUUUAACUGCGCUGCCAUUUGCUGACAUUUUGCGAGAUUACAAAGUUAUUUUGGCAGACAAUGUUCCUGAAAAUCCACUGAAAUAUCUGUAUCCAGAUAUUCCCAAAGAUAAAGCCUUUGGCAAAUACUACAGCUGUCAGCCAAAUGAAGUCUCAAGACCUACAGAAGGAGGGGUCAAAGGUUAUGUGCCUGCUGUAUUUAUCCCAAUCUCCAAAAUCCUGUAUGAUUCCACAGAUCCACAUUCUCCAUCAGAUCUUCUUCCCAUGUCUCCAAGUGUUUAUGCUGUGCUGAGAGAACACCUGAGUCCCACAGUGAUUGAAACUGCUCUGAGUUCUCCAUAUUCAGCUGACUGAAAUUCAGACACCAUGAAGAGCAACAAAGCAGCCAAAAUACUUUAUAAAAUGAAAGUUAAAAAAAAAGAAGUUGUUUCUGCAGCUUUGUAAAUAAGGGUUUCCUGGAAGCCAAUGCCAUGUUCUUCUUGGGCCUAUGUGUACUUUCAAAUGCAUGGAAAUCAGAAGCCUCCCAAGGGAAGUCACUGGAGUUACAAACAUCUGGCAUCAUUUGGGGCCUGCCACUGAAGUCCUCACUCAAGGCAAUAUUACCUCUUAACUCAAUGGGCCAAAUCCUUCCCUGGUGUGCAACUCCAUUGACUUCCGUGGCGUUACACUAGGUAUGAAUUUAGCCCAGUGGGCCUGCUUAUGGAAAUAAGGACUGCAGUAUUGCUGUAAAACAAGACUUACUGUAGGAUGGAGAUGUUCUGUUCAUGGAACAUUUUGAAAGCAAGACCUUAGAAUAACUACAGGGAUUUAAGAUGUGUUCAGAAAAUCAGGAUUUAUGCUGUACAUUUCGUGUUCUGUUUUUAUAAAGUCUAUUUCUUUGCUUUUAUUUUAAAUUAAAGGUUCUCAUCCAUCCCUUCAUUACACUGACCGUAGGUGCCAGGAGUCAGCUUUUCCUGCCAUGAACUGCUUUCAGUACAAAAGGACAGAUUUUAUCUUCCUCCAGUAAAAUCCAUGGAAGGGAAGAGGGAGGAGAAGGGGAUCAUGGAAAUAGAAGAGUUCUCUAGAAACUUUAGAGCAGGGGUGGGUAGUAAAUUAGUUUUUGCUAUGGUAUAAAUUUCUCGGUCAAGGUCCAGACUCCAGAGAAAAUAAUAAAAAUAAUAGCAAUAAUAAGUAAAUAAAAAGAUUUCGGGGUCCGUUUAAAAGUAUCUGGCGGUCUGGAUUUGGCCCGCGGGCCACCUGUUGGUUACCCCUGCUUUAGAGGCACUACACUUCAAAAGUCACUAAAUUUCUGUGCCUCCAUUCCGCAUCUGUAACAGGGUUAAUAAAAUCUCUGUGUCUUGCAGGACAGUUGUGAGGGUACAUUUAUUCAUGGUUGUGAGGCACUGUGAUGAGUACUUCAGAAAAGCCCAUAAAGAAACAGUCCUUAUUCAAUGCAGGGUUUAGAUGGUGUGCCAUAAUCGAGGCCUUAGGGACACACUGAAUGAUAAAACGGAGACCAAAGAGCUGCUUCAUUUGCUGAGUACCGUCAAACAUGCACCUCCUCAUAGUGCAAAGUUACAAAGAGCUAAAUUGCCUCAGGUACAGAUGUAAAUAAGCAGAAUAACUGGUUCUUAACAUAAAAGGUCAUUUGCCUUUUUAAAGCAGCCAUGUUACUGUUCGUCAUGACAGUCUGUCUUUUCUCAGAAUUACCCAUGACAAAUUAACUGUUUUAGAAUAACAAACACUGACAAUUUACAAAAGAUAGAUAUCCAAGUUCUGCCUGGGAAGUAUGCAGUCUGGAGCAUACUUAAUUGUGAAAGCAAAAUAUGCAUUUGUACAAGCAAAGGGUGAGGUACAACAUCGGUCUGGUCUAUACUAGAAAUUAGAUCAGUUUAACUAUGUCGGUCAGGAGUAUGAAAAAUCCACAACCCAAGUGGCGUUGUUAAGCCAACCUAAGUCCUCAUGUAGACAGCACUAUAUCAAUGGAAGAAUUCUUCUGUUAACCUAACUACUGCCUCUCAAGAAGGUGGAUUACCUAUGCCCAUAGGAGAACCCCUUUCAUGAGUGUAGGUAGUGUCUACAGUGAAGCGCUACAACUGCACAGAGAACAGGAGUACUUGUGGCACCUUAGAGACUAACCAAUUUAUUUGAGCAUGAGCUUUCGUGAGCUACAGCCCACUUCAUCGGAUGCAUACUGUGGAAAGUGUAGAAGAUCUUUUUAUACACACAAAGCAUGAAAAAAUACCUCCCCCCACCCCACUCUCCUGCUGGUAAUAGUUUAUCUAAAGUGAUCACUCUCCUUACAAUGUGUAUGAUAAUCAAGUUGGGCCGUUUCCAGCAUAAAUCCAGGGUUUAACAAGAACAUCUGGGGGGGGGGUAUAGGAAAAAACAAGGGGAAAUAGGUUACCUUGCAUAAUGACUUAGCCAUUCCCAGUCUCUAUUCAAGCCUAAGUUAAUUGUAUCCAAUUUGCAAAUUAAUUCCAAUUCAGCAGUCUCUCGUUGGAGUCUGUUUUCGAAGUUUUUUUGUUGAAGGAUAGUCACUUUGAGAUCAGAAAUCGAGUGACCAGAGAGAUUGAAGUGUUCUCCGACUGGUUUAUGAAUGUUAUAAUUCUUGACAUCUGAUUUGUGUCCAUUUAUUCUUUUACGUAGAGACUGUCCAGUUUGACCAAUGUACAUGGCAGAGGGGCAUUGCUGGCACAUGAUGGCAUAUAUCACAUUGGUGGAUGUGCAGGUGAACGAGCCUCUGAUAGUGUGGCUGAUGUUAUUAGGCCCUGUGAUGGUGUCUCCUGAAUAGAUAUGUGGGCACAGUUGGCAACGGGCUUUGCUGCAAGGAUAGGUUCCUGGGUUAGUGGUUCUGUUGUGUGGUGUGUGGUUGCUUCAGGUUGGGGGGCUGUCUGUAGACUGGCCUGUCUCCCAAGAUUUGUGAGAGUGAUGGGUCGUCCUUCAGGAUAGGUUGUAGAUCCUUGAUGAUGCGUUGGAGAGGUUUUAGUUGGGGGCUGAAGGUGACGGCUAGUGGCGUACUGUUGUUUUCUUUGUUGGGCCUGCCCUGUAGUAGGUGACUUCUGGGAACUCUUCUGGCUCUGUCAGUCUGUUUCUUCCCUUCUGCAGGUGGGGACUCUAGUUGGACAGCUGUGCCACUGGAGCAUGUUAAGUGUAGGCAAGCCCUUAAGCAUCUGAGAUGAAAUCCGGGCCCCACAGGAGAUAAUGAGGUUCGUUUUUGACUUCAGUGAGGCCAGGAUUUCAUGCCUACUCCCCCCAACCCCCACCUUUUCCCCCAACCCCCACUCAACAUUUACCGUACCAUUUUGUUAGGCACCUCCAAAGGUAUCUUACUAAGGCCUUUUGUGGGCCAUCCCUGGAGGCUCUCACAUUUAAAUUGAUAAUGUAUCUGGGAUCUGAAAGUAAAACAAUACCAAUGUAUUAGCUUUGGUGGGCCUGUUUUAGCUCUUAGCCUAGUGGCUUGGCUGAUAGCUGAUUGUUCUAGAACUUCUCUAGAACUUUUCAAUUUAAUGUUAUAGUACUAUCUUAGGAUUCUUGCUCCUCUGGUCAUGAGAAGUAAGGGUCAGUGCACACAGCCACUAUGAGCACCUCCAAGUAGCAACACAGGGAAAAAUCCACUGGGGCAGGGAUAUAAGAUCAGAGUAGAUGGUUAGAAGCAGAAUAAGCAGUAGGGAGUCCUGAUCUUCCCCACUAGUAUUGUCCUCAAUUGUAAACUGUUGGGAAAGCAAAGGGAGGGAGAGCCCCAAUGAUCUGAUUCAACUGGCAUCUCUUUGCUGUGCAAAUGGAGUAUGUUUAAAAUAAAUGAAUACAUUUUUUUCCGCUGUCUAGUCUGAAUGAUUUGUACAUAGUCAGGGGGAUGUAGUCAAACUUUGAAAAACCAAUGACCGUAAGUAAUUCUCCAGAAACAUAAUAGCACAGAACUGAUAUUAAACCGUGUAUAUAGUUUGAUAAUCUCUGUA